GCUCUGUUGGGCCCAAGGUACUUUCCUUCCCUCAAUGACGCCGGGAAGGUAGCGAAUUUUAGAAUGAGAGAGCUAAUAGCGGCAUAUUAGCAAUUUAGCUAGCGCAGCACAUAUAUUUGCUAACAAUGCAAUAACAAAAAAAAUGCCUGCGAAGAAGCACGUACCUACACAUAAUUUGUGUGUUUGGCGGUGCUGAUCGCGCUGGCCCACUUGCUGUUUGCAGUCCUGGGAGGCAGCAUCUGCCUUCAGGCGUCAGUGAGGGAUGGAAAGUGGCUUAGGCUGGCUCUUACUGAUUGGCAGAGCCUCAAAACAUGGCGACAUGUGCCGUGACUUCAAAUACCUAGGAGGUCAGGCGCUUCCCCCCCAAAUUAAUACUUCCGUUGUGUCUCCGCCUUAUACCAUCUACAUGGGAAAGGACAAGUAUGAAAAGAUGCAUGCUGGAAGAACAGCUCUGUUUCUGUUUUCAACACAGAUGAAGAUCUCAUUAAAUAUGGGUGGCCAGAAGAUGUCUGGUUUCAUGUGGAUAAACUGUCCUCGGCUCAUGUGUACUUGAGAAUGCCAAAGGGACUAACAAUAGACGAUAUUCCGAAAGAAGUGUUGAUUGAUUGUGCGCAACUUGUCAAAAACAACAGCAUUCAAGGGUGCAAAAUGAACAACAUCAAUGUUGUAUACACACCUUGGAGCAACUUGAAGAAAACAGGAGACAUGGAUGUCGGACAGAUUGGCUUCCAUCGUCAGAAAGAGGUCAAGAUCGUGGCUGUUGAGAAGAAAAUAAAUGAGAUUGUGAAUCGGUUGGAGAAAACAAAAGAUGAACGAUUUCCAGAUCUAGCUGCAGAGAGAGAGUCUCGCGACCGGGAGGAAAGGAAUGAAAAGAAGGCUCAGAUCCAGGACCAAAAGAAGAAGGAAAAGGAGGAGGUGAAGAGAAAGAAGGAAGUGGAUGAGCUGAAGAGUUACUCAUCUCUUAUGACAAAAGAAAAUAUGACAACAAAUGAGGAUGGCAAUGAUUCUGAUGACUUCAUGUGAAAUACAAGAUCAGGACAUGGACACAAUAAAAGCAUAGCAGGACUUUUGGGGAUUCCUAAAAAUAAAGUCACACGUUGUGACUUUUGGAAGACAUUGAUUAUAUUUGGGGAAAUAUCUUCAAGGAUUUUCAGUGCGGAUAAUACUCAUUCAGACACCCUUUUUAACAGCAGAAAGGACUUUGUGAGUGUAUGGCACAGCUUUACAGCUUCUGCGCAGCCAGUCACAGGAAACAGGGGUCCUGUCCUUCAGGGAGAUAUCCACUGACAAAAGGAAAUGGCAAGAAAUGAUUCUGAAUUAGAUUACGAUGAUCAAGAAUGGUGGGGAUAAACAGUUUAUCUCUCCAAGAUGGAAGGCGGUUGGUAUUGCAGUAUGUAGGCUUGUCAGAUGGAUAUUCCUUUCAAAAAAUGUUAAUAAAUGUUCAAAAAGCAUCAAAACCAAUGGGAAAUUAUGGCUAUACCAUUUCCAAACAUCUGCUGGUCUCAAGUUUUUCAGAAAUAGAACCAUGGUAGAAAUACCAUGAUCUUGACUAGCGCUCAGAUCUGCCCCCUUGAGGCCACAGGAAGAAUUGGUAGCUAUAUUGACUAUCUUUAUUAUUUAGGAUUGUCAUCAGUAAAAAGCAUUUGGUAAGCAUGGAGUUUUAAAGGCGCAAUUGAUGAUUCCAAAUUAGGAAUGAAAGUGUGUGCUUUUAUUUUUUCCGUUUUUAUAUCUUCCAUCAAGAAAAAUUAUAGCUCAGGUAUCAGGGAAUUAUUGUAAAAUGCAUGUGCUAUGCUAAGAAUCCACUGAAGUGCUUUCA
Messenger RNA from Conger conger (European conger), 1816 nucleotides. It is a transcript of the gene ccdc25, whose product is annotated as coiled-coil domain containing 25. The coding region runs from base 556 to 1023 and encodes 155 amino acids. The transcript is spliced from 9 exons. Lineage: Eukaryota; Metazoa; Chordata; Actinopteri; Anguilliformes; Congridae. The record is from RefSeq and is a predicted model, not a curated record.